Necator americanus (New World hookworm) is the source of this 630-nucleotide messenger RNA. RefSeq lists its product as uncharacterized. The transcript is spliced from 6 exons. The record is from RefSeq and is a predicted model, not a curated record. Gene Ontology annotation, cellular component: multivesicular body; ESCRT III complex. Gene Ontology annotation, biological process: endosome transport via multivesicular body sorting pathway; late endosome to vacuole transport; protein transport. Bases 1 to 630 code for a protein of 209 amino acids. NCBI's taxonomy places the organism in Eukaryota, Metazoa, Nematoda, Chromadorea, Rhabditida, Ancylostomatidae.
AUGAGCAGCUGGUUCAAUAAACCGGAUCCCAAAGCGCAAAUGCGCGAGAACAACAAGAACAUUCGCAAAGCUAAUCGCGAGUUGGAAAGUGACCGACGCGCUCUGGAACGAAGAGAGAAGGAAUUGGAAAACGAAAUCAAAAAACUAGCCAAACAAGGUCAAAAGGAGGCAUGCGCUGUGCUUGCUAAGCAACUUGUCCAAUUGCGCCACCAAAAGACUAAGAGCAUUGGAAUGAGCUCAAGACUGACCGGUAUCGGAGCGCAGAACAAUCAUCUAUACAGUAUGAACAAAAUGUCUGAGGUUAUGGGUAGUACUGUAAACACCAUGAAAACUAUGGAAAAGCAGAUGCCCGCAGAGCGGUUGGCUAAGAACAUGCGAGAAUUCCAAAUAGCACAGGAACGCCUUGGACUGUCCGAAGAGAUGAUGAACGAUGCUUUGGAGAAUAUCUUGGAUGAAUCCGGAGACGAAGAGGAGCAGAACGCCAUCGUAAACCAGGUCUUGGACGAAAUUGGUAUCGAAUACCAAAGCAAGCUUGCCAAUGUGCCAAAGGUGCCCACUUCUGUUGGUACCGCUGCGAAACCUAUGUCCGAUAAGGAUAUCGAAAAUAUGCUGGCACAGCUAAGAGACUAG